Molecule: messenger RNA, 3153 nt
Organism: Leishmania mexicana MHOM/GT/2001/U1103
Lineage: Eukaryota; Euglenozoa; Kinetoplastea; Trypanosomatida; Trypanosomatidae
Exons: 1
Coding region: 1-3153 (1050 amino acids)
Source: RefSeq, a predicted model, not a curated record
AUGUUGGGUCGUCCGACACACGAGACAAUGCGGACAUCGACGAUAGCCUCCUGGCAGCCGCAUCAGCAGCAGGAACAGGAACAGCGGUCAUCGCCGUCGCUGAGGUCGCCGCCGCGUGCGCCACAACAACAUGACGGCGGACGCCAUCCGUAUCCGCACCACCACCACCACCAUCAGUAUCAGCACCGCACGAAUCAGCUCCAGCAGGUGCAGCAGCAGCAGCAGCGCAUGCCUCGCGCUGGCGCGCCCGCCCCUCCACCGUACUCGGAUCGCAGUGAUGCCGCGUCUGCCGGCGAGUUUGUGUCACCGCUCAUGCGCUCACCGAGGAUGCCCUCGCCGCUUGCAUCACCCUUUCAGCAUCAACAGCCGCAUCACAGGCGAUAUCGCUCCUCUCUGCCGGCACCGCCACCGCUGCGCAGCCUGACGCUCUCGCCAGACCACUUGUCCCUGCGACUCGUACGCGCACAUGCGCCGCACCACCAGCAGCGUACCCAUCACGUUGACCAGAGCCGUCGCCCCGCCACGUGCCAUGCUCCCCCUCUGUCGAUCGCCGCCUUAGAAGAGCACGACGCAGCGGGUGCCACGGCCCGGCACGGGCCUCGCGCCCAUAAUCGGCGAAGCACACGCGGUCGCAGCAGCGUUCAACUGCACGUCGCUGCGGCGGUGCUGAGCAACGACCAAGCGGAAGACAAGGAGCACCCGUCCACACCGGUGGAUCAGCGCAUCCCGGCCAUGGUUCCACCGUCGUAUGAUGUGUACAACCUCGACAUUCCUGGCGCAGGUGUAGGAGCAGCAGGAGGAGCGACACAUGGUGCCCACGCCUCGACAUCGCUGACCUCACAGGCGUACCAACUCAAAACUGUGCAGCCGCAGCUCCUGCACCCACUGAAGCUGGUGGACGGUGUGUGGCGAGUCGUCGUACCUCCGCAGCAGCACCCACCGACAUCAAGGCCGCAACUGCAGCCUUACACAGCCGCCCACCCGCGCCAUGACCACCCCCCAUCCCACUCACCCAGGCAUCACAACUGCGACCAGUGCGGUGGUUUGGACAACGGCGAGACGGCGUCCGCAACGGAGGCCGCCUUGCCGACAUGUUGUCACGGCGCAGAGAGCCCAACGUACAGGAUUCGGACAACGACCACCUUCAUCGCCGCCGGCACGCCGUGCGGCCUGUCUGUGUCGGCGUGCGGUGGUGACUGGAGGUCACCGUGCCUCGCGGCGACGAAUAUCUGGUGUCACCACCAGCACUAUCCGCAGCCGUGCCACGCUCGCACCACACCCGCGUCCGUCACAAUGCGUAGUAGCAGCGUCGGCCUCUCCGACGGCGUUGACAUGGCCCUUUCCCCCGUCUCCACCCCUGCGCGUGCGCCGCGUACGCCACGGCAGCAGCAGCAGCAGCAGCCUCACCUGCCGCACGAUCGGCAUGGCGCUCACCACCACUGCCACGCCCACUCCCUGUCGGUCCCCUCCUUCGCUUCUGAAGAGGCGUACGCCAUGUGUGGGCAGUGCAGCACGCCCCACGAGGCCGAUCUGGCAGCCGGCACGCCGUCGUCAGUGGUUCCCGGCGCCGCUGCCUCGGUGGCUGGGCGGGGGUGCCAGCAGGCGUUGGCGACACCGACAGUCAUCAUUUCCAGGGCAGCACCGGCGACCGCCCGAGACGCGCUCACCGGCACGACGGUCACGGCCUCUCGAUGGGCCUUUACCAACUCUGCCGCCGCCUCCACAUCCAUCGGGGCAACGCUACUGCACGGCAACGCGCGCACGACGCUGUCAUCAAGCGCCUCCGUCUCUGCAGCUACGGCCGCAGCCGAUGGAGGCCGCGGCGGCGCAGUCGCAGCCCAUGACGACGACGACGACGCGGCACUGCUGCACGCCUCCUCCUCGGCCUAUCUACGCUAUCGACGCGAUGCAGACUUUCUCUACGCCGUCGACGACGACGACGACGGGUACGAGACCGCGGCGGUGCCCAUGGCCAGAGGCGCCACAUCGUUGGGCAAUGCGUUCAUGCUCGCAGCCGCGCAAGCCACCGCGGCCAUGGACUCGCCAGCUACGGUGUCCCGCUGCGCCUCAUCCUGCUCUCCAGCGCCGUCGUCUGUGUACUACAGUCCGCAGCAGUUUCGCUUCGGCGACCUGCAGCCGAGUGCACCGGCGACAGCAACGACGACGCCGGCGCUUCCCACGCAUCAGCCACACAACUGGACGUUAUACGGCCAACGUGGCACACACACAGCUUCACAGCCUUCUCACGGUAACAGCGGCGGCAUUCUCCAGAGUUGCACAGCCGUGACGCCGCUGCGGUGCUCGUGCUGCGACGCGGCUGGGUGGGCCGGUCCCAACGUUCUGACGACCCCACCCAGCGCCUGCUGCGGCGCUCCCGGCACAGGGGAUGGAUGGCGGUCCCCGAUUCAGUGGAACCCGCGCCAGGCUCGCGACGACCUCGAGAUGGAGGCCGUGAAGCAGGUCGCGCAGUUUGCUUUGGCACAGGUGGCCGCCACAGCAGCAACCGGUGUGUCUUUGGUCUCGCUGUCUCCCUCGUACCCCACAAUAUCUUUGAACACGGCGGCGCCGGAGGCGGCGGUUGCCGUUUCGCCGUCGCACGCGCGGGAUGCGAGCCGCGCGGAAGAUGCGCACGAUAACUCGGUGAGUCAGGACACCGUCACCCUUGACGGGGAGGAGGAGGCGGCGGAGUGGCUGGAGCUGCUCCUGCACUACCGCGACCGUGAGAACGAAAGUGGGCGCAUUCGCCGCGCUCUCGCCGAUGCCGCCACGACAGCUCAGGCACCAACAACAGAGGCCGGUGGUACCAGCAACCACGGCGCUGCCGCGGCUGCCGUGACGGCGGUGACGACGCUAUCGUGGUGGGCGACCUCGCUCCUUAUGCGUGACGUGUUUCCCUCGCGCGGUGAUGGAAGUGCGCCACAGCAGCAGCAGAGGCAUCACGCUGGACCUCUGUCCGCUGUAUCUUCUCCAUCGAUGACAGCAGCGACACGGGCGGCGUUGGCGCCACCACCGGCGCAGCUGUGUGCCGCCAUGAGCGCACACAGGGCAGCUCGCACAAUAUCGCGGUGUGUGCGCCGUACCGUCUGGCGCAUGCGAGAGAACGAGCGCCAGCGCGUCUCUGCCUCCGUCGCCGCACGCGUCGCAGCGCGGUGA